CUUACGUACAACGCCAUCUAUGUCCAGGGGACGUGAAACGAAUAUAUCGGGAGGGGGAUUUCCACGCAAAGCACUUCCUUUACUUGUUUUGCUUUCGAUCUGGACACUGAAAUAGGCUAAUAGUUUUCCUUUUGGUACGCAAAAUCACACACUACACGGGGAUAACUUUGCGACUGGCAAGAGGACUGUCGAUACCUCAAGUUGAAUAGAACACUUUAUCGCAGGCCACCAUGCCAGUGGAGAGGAUGCGAAUGCGACCAUGGCUGGAGGAACAGAUCAACUCUUGCCUAAUUCCUGGGCUGAAAUGGGUUAAUAGAGAGAAGAGGAUCUUCCAGAUUCCAUGGAUGCAUGCUGCAAGACAUGGCUGGGAUUUGGAAAAAGAUGCUCCUUUAUUCAAGAACUGGGCCAUUCAUACAGGAAAAUACCAACUAGGGGUCGACAAACCAGACCCGAAAACAUGGAAGGCUAAUUUCCGCUGUGCAAUGAACUCUCUGCCUGAUAUUGAGGAGGUGAAAGACAAGAGCAUCAAGAAGGGAACCAAUGCUUUCAGGGUAUACAAGAUGCUGUCUGCGUCAGAGCGCCAGACCAAGAAAGGAAAGAAAAGGAGGGAAAAAGAGGGGAAAAACAAGGAACAGGUGGAGCCCAGGUCCUCAUCCACGGAGAGCAUGAAUCGGUCUGUUGAAAACCAUGAAGUGGUGAGGAUAGAGGUGAAGGAUGAAGUGAAAAAGGAGUACAUUACAGACUGCACAGCUUCCUCAGAAUUUCUUCAUCCGGGCAGUCGCAGCCCUGGGGAUGACCAGCUGAUCAUCGAUGACCUGCCAUAUGUGUGUCAGACCAUCGAGGUGACCACGGAGAAUGAGGAGCAGUCAGUCAGCUCCAGCCACCCGUACCCACUCCAGAUCUCCCCUGUGUCCUCGUAUGGAGAGAGUGACACAGACAGUGUGCACAGUGAAGAGGACUCUAAGGAGCAUCUUCAUGGUGGGCUGUGGGGAUCAAGUUUAGCCUCCUCUGUGCUGAGAGUACCAUCGUGCUCACUACCCAGCAUGGCCACCUUUGUCACUACUGGAAAGGUAACCAACUUCAAAGUGACCAGCACCAGGGACCCCAUGCCCCUCAUCAGCUACAACAACAGCCCCUGGAAAAGGGACAUGCCAGCAGCCCUACACCCUCCUUCAGAGCAGGCUUCCUCCAGCCAGGUCUCUGCUGCAGAGACCCGAGCCAGCGUUAUCAUGAAGACCUCAGACAUCUCUAAGUCCUCUGUGAAGACCUGCUGAAGACCUGGCAGUGCAGUGACUCAAGAUAUGGGCCAGUCAGUGGCAGGCUUGGCGUGGAAAAGCCUUGAUCACAGCUGUCCUUCUUGUUAGACCAGAGUGCCUGCUGGCCUUGUUCGACCAGAGUGCCUACUCAUAGGAGUGACUGGGACAUACAGUACAGUAUAGGGGUACGGGGCUCUGUGAGCUGUAGAAUAUGGAUCGAUGCCCAAACUGAACCUCCCAAGAUCUCAGGGCCUUUUAGAUGCGAUGGGAGAGAAUUAAUCUACGAACUGUGAAAAUAUUUGUAGGGCAUCUCAUCCCACUUUGCCCACUGUUAAUAAUGUACAUACUAAUUUGUCUGCGUAAUGGCAAACCGCUUCUGCACCUUAUGGAAAGCACUGACGGGGAUGUGUCUGGCCACUCUGGGCUGUGUAUGUGUGUACACUAACAGCAAAGCUGAAGCCAUAAUAGAGGCCUUGUAGAGGCCUUAUCUAUGGCUCACUUUGCAACCUUGUCUUUGGCCUUCAAGGAGAUGCCAUCCAUAGGAUAAAAGGAUGAAGUGAAUAAAUGCACUUGGUAAUUUAUCUAGAUGCCUUUUAAGGCACUCUCUUUUAAGCAUAUAUAUAAGCAUAUAUAUAUAUAUAUAUAUAUAUAUAUAUAUAUAUAUUAUAAAGGUACAUUUUAAUCUAAGGUGGACAAUUAUACAAUUUGUAUAUUUUUCCUCCAAAAUUAAAGAUUUCUGAAUAUUUGUUAGAUUACUUUUUUUUAUUGUUAUUUACAUGACACAUGAGGAAAAAUAUAUAUAUUUUCCAUCAACAUUUUCUGUCUGCAUUUGUGACAUCUACUGUAUGUGAAAUUGUAUAUGCUUGUAGCUUACUGUAUGUGUGUGUGUGUGUAUAUAUACAUUACCAGUCAAAAGUUUGGACACACCUACUCAUUCAAGGGUUUUUCUUUAUUUUUACUAUUUUCUACAUUGUAGAAUAAUAGUUAAGACAUCAAAACUAUGAAAUAACACGUAUGGAAUCAUGUAGUAACCAAAAAAGGUGUGAAACAAAUCAAAAUAUAUUUUAUAUUUGAGAUUCUACAAAGUAGCCACCAUUUGCCUUGAUGACAGCUUUGAACACUCUUAGCAUUCUCUCAACCAGCUUAAGCUGAGCACUUUUUGGCUGCUUUUCCUUCACUCAGCGGUCCAACUCAUCCCAAACCAUCUCAAUUGGGUUGAGGUCGGGUGAUUGUGGAAGACAGGUCAUCUGAUGCAGCACUCCAUCACUCUCCUUCUUGGUCAAAUAGCCCUUACACAGCAUGGAGGUGUGUUAGGUUAUUGUCCUGUUGAAAAACAAAUGAUAAUCCCACUAAGUGCAAAUAAGAUGUGAUUAAGUAUCUCUGCAGAAUGCUAUGGUAGCCAUGCUGGAUAAGUGUGCCUUGAAUUCUAAAUAAAUCAUAGACAGCGGCACCAGCAAAGCACCAUCACACCUCCUCCUCCAUGCUUCACGGUGGGAACUACACAUGCAGAGACCAUCUACUCUCCGCAUCACCUACUAUGUGUCUCACAAAGAUAUGGAGGUUGGAACCAAAAAUCUCACAUUUGGACUCAUCAGACCAAAGGACAGAUAUCCUUGGUCUAAUGUCCAUUGCUAAUGUUUCUUGGCCAAAGCGAGUCUCUUAUUAUUAUUGGUGUCCUUUAGUAGUGGUUUCUUUGCAGCAAUUUGACCAUGAAGGCCUGAUUCACGCAGUCUCUGAACAGUUGAUGUUGAGAUGUGUCUGUGACUUGAACUCUGUGAAGCAUUUAUUUCGGCUGCAAUUCUGGUAACUCUAAUGAACUUAUCCUCUGCAGCAGAGGUGACUCUCUGGGUCUUCCUUUCUUGUGGCGGUCCUCAUGAGAGCCAGUUUUUAAAUGGCACUUGAUGGUUUUUGUGACUGCACUUGAAGAAACUUUCAAAAUUCAUGAAAUUUUCCAGAUUGACUGACCUUCAUGUCUUAAAGUAAAGAUGGAUUGUCAUUUCUCUUUGCUUAUUUGAGCUGUUUUUGCCAUAAUAUGGACUUGGUCUUUUACCAAAUAGGGCUAUCUUCUGUAUACCAGCCCUACCUUGUCACAACACAACUGAUUGGCUCAAACGCAAUGCACACCUGUUAAUUGAAAUGCAUUCCAGGUGACUACCUCAUGAAGCUGGUUGAGUGAAUGCCAAGAGUAUGCAAAGCUGUCAUCAAGGCAACUAGUGGGUACUUUGAAGAAUCUCAAAUACUAACACUUUUUUGGUUACUACAUGAGUCCAUAUGUGUUAUUUCAUAGUUUUGAUGUCUUCACUAUUAUUCUACAAUAUAGAAUAUAGUAAAAAUAAAGAAAAACCCUGGAAUGAGUAGGUGUGCCCAAUCUUUUGACUGGUACUGUAUGUAAUUGUGUGUUUUAAAUUAGAUGCUAUACAUUUACACACGUUUGAGUGUGUCACUGCACAUUCAGGGGCAACUCUUAAUCCUGUGGAUAAACAUGCAAAUCUUAAUAAAAAAUAUUGUUUUGUAA
Oncorhynchus masou masou (cherry salmon) is the source of this 3771-nucleotide messenger RNA. Its product is annotated as interferon regulatory factor 2-like. Bases 231 to 1274 code for a protein of 347 amino acids. Gene Ontology annotation, cellular component: nucleus. The transcript has 9 exons. Gene Ontology annotation, biological process: regulation of transcription by RNA polymerase II; immune system process. The record is from RefSeq and is a predicted model, not a curated record. NCBI's taxonomy places the organism in Eukaryota, Metazoa, Chordata, Actinopteri, Salmoniformes, Salmonidae. Gene Ontology annotation, molecular function: RNA polymerase II cis-regulatory region sequence-specific DNA binding; DNA-binding transcription factor activity, RNA polymerase II-specific.